AUGCACCUCCGCCAGCCAAACCCGGACCACCAUCCAGGACCCGAGCGGCUGGGACUUUGCGGCAAAAGAGAAAUCUGUACAUCUUCGCUUGUCGAAAGCGGCGGCAUCGGCCGGCGGAGACAGCUUGAUGCUGUCAAAGCUUCUGCACGGUCUAGUCGACGGAAGGGCGUGCGCCGUAUCAAAUUGGAUAUCGCCAAAGCCAUCCGCUUGUCCACGCUCAAUCAGAUGGCGGUGGACAAGGCAGCGUACGCCGCACAGCGGAGUCUGCCUGUCAUGGAUGCGAUGCAUGAGCAAGAGCGUUUUAGCUCCAAAUCGUUCGAACUCCGACACGUCCAGAAAGCCAAACAAGGGUUUUGCGGCCCUUUGGGCUCUGGUUCGCCUCCACCCCCGGCCGGCAUUGCCUCCUCCGAGCACUAG
Molecule: messenger RNA, 417 nt
Organism: Moesziomyces aphidis
Lineage: Eukaryota; Fungi; Basidiomycota; Ustilaginomycetes; Ustilaginales; Ustilaginaceae
Source: the annotation of a GenBank genome assembly